CUCAAAAGGAAAUGACCGGAUAUCCAGAAAGCAAAGAGCGAAUAUCCUCACAAUUAAUAGGAAGAACGACGACAAGAUAUAUGUCAACAUGGCGCCUAUAGAGGCUGACCUGGCAGGCGAUGAUAAAGACCAACAGGCGGAGCCACAGGGAGCCACAAAAGACGAGAUUGAGGCUGAAGAUGAUGAAGUCAUUUAUAUCAACAAUCCUCUGCGUGCACCUGUCAUUAAUGACACAAAAAUGAAAGUUACGGAUCUACAUGAAAUCAUUGCAAGGAAAAAUAAAGACGAGGCGUUUAAUACUGAAUAUCAGAACUUACCACAUGGAUUGGUCCAUCCACACGAAACCUCCAAGGCACCUGAAAAUAUAUUUCGAAACCGAUUUAAAACAACGUUUGCAUAUGACCAUUCGAGAGUUAUCCUUCGAAAGGAAAAGGAAGGCUUCAGCGACUACAUUAAUGCCAAUGAAAUUGAGGAUACAAAGGGUAUAAAAGCAUACAUUGCUACUCAAGGCCCAAAAGUGACAACGUUAGAUGACUUUUGGCGGAUGGUAUGGCAGAAGCAGAGCGGAAAGAUUAUUAUGCUUGCAAAUUUAGUGGAACUUGGAAAGAAAAAGUGCAGUAAAUACUGGGACGGGGAGGAGGGCAAUUCCCUGCAGCUCGGACUAUAUCACGUGACACUACAAGAGGAAUUGUCGUACGCCUUCUAUACCAUUAGAAAACUAUCAGUGAGGAAUAAACAGACUAACGCCAAAAGGCAGAUAAUGCAGUACCACUUCACCAAAUGGCCAGAUCACGGUGUACCGGAAGCGUUCGAACUCCUUCAGUUUCACAAACGGGUACAAUCUACACCAACAGAUCUGAACGGUCCACUUAUUGUACACUGCAGUGCCGGUAUUGGAAGAACCGGAACAUACAUUGGUCUAGACGCCUUGUUGAAAGAGGGAAAUGAGAACGAUGAAAUCGAUGUGUUUGCUUACACUAAAAGGAUGCGGAAGGAUCGAAUGAACAUGAUACAAACAAUAGACCAGUACGUAGUACUCCACGAUGUCCUCGCCGAGGGCCUCGGAAUUGUGACCCAGUGUAUGACAGAACCUGAUUUCAGCAAAAAUAUUUCUGACAUGCUUACUGGGGGCAUUGUCGAAAAACAGUUCAAUGCAAGUAUCAAUUUGAAUAAAACCUCCAUGCAACAUCACAAGAUGGCUGUGGAGAGAUACCGGGUGUACCUAACAUCUACAACAUCCGAUUAUAUCAACGCAAUAAAUGCACCGAGUUAUCGGGAUCAGUAUGGAUAUAUCAUUACACAGCAUCCUCUACACAACACGGUCGAAGACUUCUGGUCCAUGGUCUCGCAGCAGGCAGUUGAUGUCAUUGUAUCGAUUGGUACACCUCAGGGUGACGCGAGAUGGCCCACACAAGAAGGACACGUUGACACGUUUGGCGACUACACCGUUAUGUAUGACGAAACUCAGCCCCAAACAUUGAAGUCAGAUGUUGUGAUCAAACGGAAGCUUUCAAUUCAGAACAAGAACUGUUGUAACCAUUCUUGGAACGAGUCACUUCCCUCGACAAAAUCGAUGUUGGAAUUGAUUCAACAAGUGUUAACCUCAAAAGGCAGUGUAACAUCACCAGUCGUCAUAACCUGCUCUAAUGGGUCAUCUGAGAGCGGACUUUUGUGUGUCUUAUGUAACGUGAUGGAACGCCUGGAGGUUGAUGGUGAAGUAGACAUCAUGGCGGCAGCAAGACAGCUUCAAAUCCGAAGACCGCAGUGUCUGCAAAAUAUGGCGCAGUAUGAGUUCUGCUACAAGGUGAUGAAAGACCAUUUGGAUAACGGAAGUGUGUAUGCCAACAUUUGACGUUUGAGAAAUAUGUUUGGUGAAAAACAUUGACAACUAGAAGUCAGCCUCAGAAUGGAGAGUAUUUUCGUGAUGUAAAAUUAUGAUCCUUUCAAGACUAGAAGUAGAUUUAUAUACAUUGUAGCUGUAAAUAAUUAUGUGCGAUUCAUACUACUGUACAUAGGUAUAGUUGAAAUUGAUGCCGACGUCGAAAACAAGUGAUUAAUACAUGUCGUAAAGUUACUGUUAGUAAUCAUUUUGUAAUACAGUUAAACCUCGAUAUAAUGCCCUUCGUUUCAUUUACUUCAUCGUUUACCGCCAACAUAUUUCAAUGUUCAAUUGUUUUCUUCAGAAUUUCAAUUUAAUACUAAACCCCCUUAUAACGCCAAAAUUUCUCUGGACAAUUGGUGGCAUUAUA
Molecule: messenger RNA, 2249 nt
Organism: Mizuhopecten yessoensis (Yesso scallop)
Lineage: Eukaryota; Metazoa; Mollusca; Bivalvia; Pectinida; Pectinidae
Product: receptor-type tyrosine-protein phosphatase gamma-like
Exons: 16
Coding region: 89-1852 (587 amino acids)
Biological process (GO): protein dephosphorylation
Molecular function (GO): protein tyrosine phosphatase activity
Source: RefSeq, a predicted model, not a curated record